Paramormyrops kingsleyae is the source of this 8491-nucleotide messenger RNA. RefSeq names its product HPS6 biogenesis of lysosomal organelles complex 2 subunit 3 (gene hps6). Gene Ontology annotation, biological process: organelle organization; lysosome localization; protein localization to membrane. The record is from RefSeq and is a predicted model, not a curated record. Gene Ontology annotation, cellular component: lysosomal membrane; BLOC-2 complex. NCBI's taxonomy places the organism in Eukaryota, Metazoa, Chordata, Actinopteri, Osteoglossiformes, Mormyridae.
GCAAAAGGCAUGACUUAAGUUGAAAAAUUACUUAACAUGAAAAACCCCUAAAAAACUAUUUAGACCCCAUAUCAGCACCCAAUAAGCAUUUCCCUUAAAUGUAUAAACGCAGCGGAACUUGGAGUUAUUGGCCCCAAAUACCAGUCAAAUAAGACAAUACGUUUUAAUUUAUAAGCUUUUAUUUGAUUUAAUACAAUAUAUUUUACAUAUUUUAACAUUGCCUGACCAACUUAAGAUGAUUUGUAUUUUUUCUACAUACUGUAUUUUUAACGUAGAGUCGAAUUCGACGUAAAGCGAACCGAUGUAUGAUGAGGCAUCACUGUAUUAUCAAUCCACAUUACAAAUAACCCCCCAGUGACUUAAGUGGUGCCAAACUGAGUAAACGAGACGUACCAAACAGGGGCUCACGUUCCAUCCUUCCUCCCAUCAUGGUCACUGGUUGAGGAAGACGCCUAUCUCACACUCUGUGGAUCAUUUGAGCCUGUCUGAGACACACCUGUGGCUGCGCACACUUAUACAGGGCUUUUCGCUCACAGCAGAUAGACGAGUGAAGGGUAUUUACAACAAAACAGAAUGCAUUUCUACCUGAAAGGACACUGGAGAAAUGGAGCAAACGCUCUGACUUUUCAAAGGACACACCCCCACAGAAUGCUGUCACAUGGCAUAAAACAGAGUGAAGAGAUUAUGUGACAGGAAUCAUACUGCUGAUGACUGGCCUACUAAAUAUUUGCCAUGAUGAGUACAAUGUGGAAAUCUUACAGUACCAAGCAGGCUUGUAGCCAGAAAUGAACUUCAUGGGCUGUGCCAAGGGAAAGGCCCGGCAUCUGGAGGGGACAACCGGGGAAGGUGUCCUGGGGUCUGCACUGAGGAGGGACCCAGAGAAGAAGGUGACCCUCAUGUAGGGUGGCUCAUUGUAAUAACUGUCUUGUACCCAGGAAUUGUGCACACCAGCCCUGCUGAGAGGGACAUGUCCAACGCAUUUUGGGGGAUUCUACCCUAUCUAUAUAAAUGGUACCAAGCACUAUAAAUAGGGGCCACCCCACGAGAGCGAACCCAUAAAAAAAAAAACAUCUAAAUGAGGGGAUAUAUGAAACAUUUUCAGCAGUUUCUGCCCCAUAAAUGCCUUUGAAAGGAGCAUUGAAAUCAAAUCAAAAGGUCACUGCGAAGACCCUUAAGGGCAUGCACUGUCACCCGCACGAGCCAAUCACGCAGCUCCAUGGUGACAUCUACGAAUGUCAUGCUUGCUGGACUGAGGCAUGAGUCACUCAUCUGCAGCAUUGCUGUCAAUCUUAUUUGAACUCAUUGUGCUCAGUUCUAAUGAAAUACUCAGUUAAGCAAUUCAAGCUAAUCACACUGAAUGAAUUAAUCCAAAUUCAUCCUGAUGUAACCGCUGCACCCCCUGCAGAGUAGAUACAACAGAAUAAUUAGGAGUUGGAUGCAUAUUCCUGUGCAAUUCAAGAAAAAAUGUUAACAAGAAGUCUAGUAAGGUGGAGCCUGCCAUCAUCUGAGAGGACCGAAGGAGAGGACACAGUGGUUAUGAUGGGAGACACAGAGAUGACAGGCGGCCCUGGAGAGACCCAGUGAUGCUGCGGCGGAGGGGCUGCUACAAGAACAAGAACAGUUACCCUGUCUGCCUGACUGAUCACUUCACUUUAUAGACACUUGGGAUGAUUGUAGUGCAGCUCAGACUUGGACGCAUGAGCCAACAGGAACAUCAGGAGUUUUCUGAACAACAGGCACCGGCCUCUUUCCACUCCCUGGCCAUGUGACCAGCCCUCUGGCCAUGUGACCAGCCCUCAGUGCAGGAUACAGGGGGAAUGCAAAAAUCACCUCAGAUGAGGGGUUGGAUGACUGAAGCAAAGCAGCUUUUCAACUGCCCAGCUACAUGACUAAUGGUCAAAGGGUGGUACUCGCUACCCGGGGGGGGGGGGGGGGGCAGAAUGAUGCCCAGAGGGAAGCUGGGUGUGGAAGGAGCGGGAACUGCCUGGAGAUGACACUGGUCAGCAAGUUCGGCAAGCAAGUCCAACCAAACAAAGUAACACUCAGAUCAUAGAGCUGCAACAAGCAUAGUGUGUAAAGCAGGCGUUGUGUGUUUAUUGCCAAGAACAGAGUAUCCAGACCACAAUGCUUUGGUGAAGGACAAAAAGAUACCUGUGGGUGACAACCUGGCAUCAGCCUCCAAACUCAUCUUAAUCAGGACUGUGAGGGAGUCAGCAGAAGCCGUGGCUCCAACAGGAAGCUAUACGUCUAUUUCUUUCAGCUGUUACUGAAGUCGGUUACCUUCUCUUGUGCAUCACCAAUGAGUACACUGCCGCCCAGUGGAGAAAGACAUAAACUGCAAUGAGCAAAGGUUACAAAUGUUUCCAAACGGGACAGCUGUUAAAAAACACGCAAAAUGAUAAGUGUAGCAAAUGGUAGGAAAACACGGAAGGUUCCCAGGAGCAGCCCAGCCCAUGGUCACCACCCUCCUGACAAGUGCCCACCUUACACUGAGAACUACAGUUCAACUGCUCCCUCCUGUUCUAGACAUUCAGUACACCUGCACUCAUGCAGCGCCUCACCCAUGGGUGUAAAUUAUGGGGGGAUGGGGGGGUUGUAACCCCCCCAUCAAACCCAGCCAAUACAACCCCCUGGACCCGGGCAAAUAUAUGGGGAUUCAUGACAUCAUCAUUAUUAUUGUGAAAUGUUUUAGUAAAAAGACUUUUAAAAAGAAGUUCUAUUUUAAAAAACAAGUUUAAAAUAGAAAAUAUUGAGAGCUUCAGAAAAUGUCUAUUCAGCACCACAUGAAGAGAUGCUAGGGUCAGACUGGGUGUUUUAGACGUAAAACCACAGUCUGCUGUCAUCAGUAACAUUUUGGAUGGAAUUUGCCCUGACUUGUCUAGAAUGUGUAAGGUGCACUCUUCGUAGAAUGUGACACUCCGUCUCUAGAGUUUGCAUGUAGUGCUUGAGAAAUUGGUUGCAUAUAAAGCAAAGGAUAUAAAUGAUUGUUUUUAUAAAGAGCCAUGCACUGCUAUGUUUGUAUUUUACACAUUAUUCUGAAACAUUGCUUCCAAGUCAUUAUUUCUGCGUCGUUAUUUUUUAAAGGAAGUUUAUAAUUACACAUAACGUGUGGUUUUCUAUUUGGUCUGUGGGCGCGGUUCUCUGUUCUGCUCAUGGUGGGCAUUGGGUUACGGAAGCUGAACAAACGGGCUUUUUAUACUAACACCAUUUAACGGGAAGUGAAAUACUAAUGGUGUGUUCCAUUUGCCCUCGGAACUCGGGUUCGAGUCGGAUAUAAUUUGGGGCUGGACCACGGCAAAAACAAUGCCAAGCACAAGCACCUACCCGAGUAGUAAAAUAACGUGCUCGAAACCCCCUCGAAAUUCACUUUUGGCUAUGGACCAGUUCCAGAAAUUUCUAUUAUAUUUGAAAUGUUGGCAGUAAAAAUUAACAACAAAAAGCAGCAUUUAAAACACUACCAGUCAUCGGAGAAUUACACAUAUUCGAAAUCAAUUUAACUUUCCUGCUAUUGAUCUAAUGAUGUGGUAUAACACGUCAAAAUUAAAACACUACUUUCUGCAAUACCAAACCCUACCUUUUACUGAGGUGUAGGCAAGUAAUUAGAUGUUCCAAUUUAAUCGCAUUCACUUUCUUUGACUUUUUGAGAACUCAUAGCACGCAGCUUGUGCAGCUGCAAUCUCCGGCCCCUAGCUGUGGGCUCUCUCAAUGUGCCUGACAAAGUGGUGUAAUAUUAUCAUUAUUGUUAUUAUAUGAAUAGAUAAAGCAUAUUGUACAAGAAAGUAGCGGUAGGCAACAAUUCAGUCUAUCAGCAUUAGCCAGCUAACCCGCUAGCCGGCAUCCAGCCAUUGGACACGUCAUAGGUAAUGGACGGAAGUGACAAAACGAUGAGAGCAAGGGUGGAGAUACAUUACUUCAUACGUAUUUUCGUCUUCAGCAAAGUGAGUACUGCCUUCCUACUUCUAUUCGGAACGCAAAAUUGUUAAUACAUAUAUUCGUGUAAACUGAUACGCUGUAUUGGUUUAAAAGCUAGCGUAAACACCAAACCACACCACAGUGUUCUGUGCGCGCACAUAAAUACGAAGUCGGCCAAAGUUAUAUAUCUCGAUAUUGAUAGAAUAGCUGUGAGGACACACACCCUCUUUCAUUCCCCCCUCGGAUAAACCGGCCAGGGUUUCCGGAAAUUUGCGAACUCGUGAUGCCAGGAGGUGUAUGGGGAUUUGUGCAGCUUUCCAGCUAAAGAUUUUUUCUUAAUUAAAUGGGUAAGAAGUGUAGAUCUAUGGGUAGGAUAACAAGUAAAUAGCAAGCCUAAUUAUCCGAAUAGAUAGCAGAAUGACAUGGUCAUAGUUUUAUUUUUCCCUACUUUCGGGACUUCAGCAAAGCCUGGUUGAAUUUAGUACCCGCCAGCCGUCCUUCACCCUCUACUAACAUGAAGCGGCAUUCUUUAGAACAACUUUCGGAUUUUGGUGAUUUUAACAGAGGUAAAGAUUUGCGUGAGUUCUUAGCACAGAACCAUUCGACUUGUGGUUUUAACAGCUAUUUGCAGGAUGUACGCAUUAGUCCGGACGGACAGCACAUACAUGCCAUUCUCCGCAAGCCAAACACCGGUCUUAUGACUUUUGAUAAAAGCCAAAGACCUCAGCUGAUUCCAAGCCAAAAUCGCCUGGAUUUGGCUUCGACGCCAUCCGAGCCCGUCGUGGAUGUGGUGUACCUCGAACAGAAUGGCAAAGACGGCUCUUCGGCUGUACUGGCUGUGGUAUUGGAGAAUGGCAAAGUCGAAUUUUGGAAAUACUGCGACCACAAAUCCGGCUGGAUCUUACAGCAGACAUCGGACCUGUGCAACAGCCCCAGCGCCAAAGUGAUUUCUGUCUGCGUAAGUGCCAAAUGCAUAAUAUGGUGCGAGGAGCGACCACCUUCGGAGAGCUCUCCCGGCGCAGCCCGCAGUAAAUUCAGGUACUGCUUGUGCAGACGAACUUACGAGGUGCUGGGUGGUGGUGGUGUCUCUUUAGGGGGGGUGAAAAUCGCUCUGCAUAACAGCCCUCCUUACAUUGUCACGGUGGCGGGUGACAAUGUUUACCUGCUUCCCGAUGGAAUCGACACUUCUCCAGCGAACGUCUCCAGAUUCUUCUUUAUCUGGUCGCUGCAGUGUGAUGCUGUGACCAUUGGUACUACUUGCAGUGGGCGGCUCAUGUGGCAGGACUUUUCGUCUAGUAAGGAAACCGAUUUCAGUAAGUUAAUUUGUGACGGUGCUGGUAUGCUGUCCAUUAUGAACCCGCCAGAAAUACGUGCCUUUUCCCCGACUGUAUGUGGGGGGGUGAUAUUGCUCCUUAGCUCGGGAUGGAUCUGCAAGUUAUCCACAGAUGGCACUCUACGCCAUAUUUACAAACUGCCGGAUAAUUGUUUAAUCGGUUAUGAGGUGCAAAGUAGCUUGAACAUAUACAGUGGUCUGCUGGCCUUGACUGUGGCAAGGAUGCUGUAUUUGAUUGACGCUGCAUGUGGUCUGGAGUUGGAGAAGAUACCACUGGAGAGAGAGGCAGUACUUUUUGUAAACAGCCAGGAGCGGGAAACCCCACACCUGCUGUCGGAGGGGGGGCUGUUCGUGGUCCAGCGCAAGGAGUGCGAACCUGGGCAUGAGCAGCUGGGCCACCCAGAAAGCCUUGAGGUGGGCUCUGUACUGGUGGAGGCUGUCUUUGAGGAGGCCUGUAAGUAUUACCAACAGAGGAGUCUGAGCAGUGCCCAGCUGACCGUGGAGAAGCUCAGGAGUGGAGGCAUGUUCCAGGCACCCAUCACCUUGUCCUCCAUCCUCAAAGAUUACCUGAAUGGCCAGAAGAGCAGAGAUAUGGCCCCAAGUGACAGCUGCCAUGGCAAGUUGCUCGGUGCCCUGGAAGCUGAGCUCAGAAGCCUGCUGGUCCUGGAGGAAGCCAAGCUGUCCAUGCUGACAGCCUCAAAGGCAGACGUGACCAAAUACUGCGAGACCUUGGUGCAUGACGAGGUCCGCAGACUCCUGUGCUCCGAGAUGGACAGGGAGAGUCUCCUCUACCUCAACGCCAUCGUCGGCACCUUUCCCUUGGAGUCAUGGCAGACGGUGCAGAAGGUCCUCCAGCUGCAGUAUAAUGGUGAAGGAUCCCUCUCCAGCUCAGCACCCCCAGAGGUGUGGAAGACCGUCCUGAGUCCCAUCCAGGCGGCCGCUCGCUCCCCGGUGGCCCCGGCCAACGUGGCCAUGCCCGUGUUCGAGCUGCUCUGCAGGGCCGUGUACCACUUCCAGCCCAGCUGGCUGCCCCGUUUCCUGGAGCUGGCGCAGCAGCAGGCCGGCCGGAGCCACGGCGUGCCGGAGAACGCGGAGAGCCAGCCGCUGUACCGGCGGGCCCUGGCUGUGCUGCCCAGGGCCGGCGACCAGCACGACCUGGAACUGGAGCUGCUGCUGUGCAGCCAGAGGCCGCACGCCGUCCUGCAGGCCCUGCGCAUCCUGAUGGGCCGCCGCGACUGGCAGCGUGUCACCCAGGUGGCUCAGCGCUUCAGCCAGCAGAGUCCGCUGCUCAACAAGGAGAUCUUCAUCAGUCUGCUGUGCGAAGUAUCCCAGCACCGUGAGCUGGAUCCCUACCUGGAGCUGCUGUGGGCCCUCUGUCCUGAGGAUAUGUCAGCGACCAGCAUCCUGAACACAGUGCUGAAGAGCCUCCCCCCUACAGACCCCGGAACUGACCCCUUCCAGACUCACGGUGCCCAGCUCACCAUCGGGCUCCUCCGCCCUCUGCUCAGCCGCGUGCUCCAGAGGGACACCAAGCCCAGCCACCGGUACGCAGACAUCCUGCAGUCCCCUUCCUUCCCUCCCCCGACACCCCCCCGGCAGGCCAGGGGGCUCCCCAGGUCCGCCACAGACAGCGGCGUCAGCCACCUAGACCACGGCCAGACGGCCUCCUGUGUGGUCAGGAUGACAUCACCGCCCCAUCACAUGUAACCUCCCAUUCGCUACCGAGGAGGAACGUGGGAGCGGUCAGCACCUCUGUGGACAUUCUCCCCAUAACAACCAAAGGUUAGGCAUCCAAAACAUGCUUCCUGGAGUAGGCAAGAGGGACUGCAAAGCUGGGACACAUUUUAACAUACAGUCAAGGGUGUAUAACACUAUAUGAGGCUGCAUGACCCUUGGAAAGCAGGGGGGGGGGGGGCGCUUCUGUAAUUGCCCGAUGUAUGUAAAUCUGUAGACAUUCCAUUGUCCUGCCUGUAUAUUAGGUCACAAUGCAGUAAGCUGUGCAUGUUGAUACAAUCAUGUUAGUCAUGUUAUAAAGAAAGCCAUUCUGCAUUUGCCUGAGACUGAAAAUGCAAGGAGACAUUUGCUAGCAAUUAGCCAGACGGCUGCCUAAUCAUUAACUAACAUACGUGUCCUGCUGAAAAUACAUUUCCUUUCCUCACGUAUAUAUUGGUAUCAUUGCAGUUGUAAUUGGAAUACUUGUAUUUGUAGCUAUAUAGACGGGGCACUGAGGUGUACAGGUUCCACAUGUUCGCAUGGGAUGGUGCAGCAGACGUGUCUCGCACUAAAGGGGUUCUCUGUCCAGGUGGUUUUGUGGACUGAGGCUGCUCUGCUCUCAUCCUCAGCACGGCCUUUUAAAGGGACAGGCCCUCUGUACCAUCGACAGCCCUGACUCUGCAAGCUCAGCCAUUAGCCAGCCUUAAUGAACUGUGAUAGUAGGAUACAGGAGAAAUCGGGCAGUAUGACAGAUGGUGCUGUGUAGUAAAUGUUGUUCGCCUGAGAUGUGCGCAGAAGAGCUUUCAGUUCUGUUUUUCUGGUGUACGUGAGCCUGCCCUCAGCUUCCUGUGUCUCACUGGGGGAACAGUGCAGUCGUAAGGCCCUCUGGACACUGCACACCUGGCUCCUACCGUACACCCUGCUUGUGCUUCCUGGGGGGAGGGGCCUCCCUGAAGGGUGUAGGCUCCGCCUCCACCUCCCAUCCUUAGAGGAUGAACGUCCAGCUGCUUCUCCCAGUGUGAUGGUGAAAAAAAAAAUGCAGAUUCAUUAACAUAUGGCAAUAUCACUCCAUCCCGCAUAAAAGUAAGAUGAUAGUUUGAGCUUUUUGGAGAAACCUCAUUUGAGUAUUUUCCUGUUUUAUUUCAGUGCCUAAAAGUAACUGAGUGAGAUAUUUAUGUAACAUUCCUGACUAACUUCUCUUUAGUCCAUGAUUUUUUUUUUUUUUUACAAACAUUUUAAUAUAAAAGUCUCUUUAUGGAAGUUUGAAUUUUACUGAAAGCACAGCGCAUCCUGAAAUGGAGAAUAGCAUCAAGCUGUGUAAACACUAAACUGUGGCCGAAUCCAGUGAGAUCAUACUUUACUGUCCUAAGUUUGUAGUCUUUCAGAAGUCAUGAAUGCCAAUUCGCUCAGCCCAACAGGUCAAUGAAAGCUGCACGUAGGUGUGCAAUUAGAGUAAUGGGCAAAUAAGACUCCAGCAUGAUUUUUGUACAAAUAUAACAUAUGACUGCUAAUUAAAGUGUUGUUUGUGCUCUC